This is a messenger RNA of Paramecium octaurelia, 2345 nucleotides long. The record is from the annotation of a GenBank genome assembly. NCBI's taxonomy places the organism in Eukaryota, Ciliophora, Oligohymenophorea, Peniculida, Parameciidae.
AUGAUGAAUCUAUUCUGCAUUAUAAUCCUACUUCUUUUAAGCUUAGAAUUAAAGGCUGAUAUGUACGAUGAGAGCAGAAUAUUUAACUGUUAAGAAGACAGUUAUGAUGAAUAAUUUCUAAUAAACUAUUAAAAGCUUAAAUUGUUUCCAAUAGAUUGUUGGACCUUUGUAUUAUUAUGUAUAAGUUGAAUGAUCAUUCAAAGCCCCUAUCACAUUUUCGAUUUCCGUCCGAAUUAUCUAUGAGUUCCUUAAAGAUUUAACACUUUUUGGAGGUCCUGGGGAUGUAAUCUUUGUGAUAACAUUAACGAAUGGAAUACAAUCAUUAAUUCAAUUUUCUACGGCUUUGUAUGUAUUAAUAGAAGAUUCAGCUCCAGUUAAAUUAUUCUGUGAUGUAAUUAUAAGAAUAAAUUAGAUUACAGGGAUAACAACAUCGAUUGUAUUUGUAAUUUCGAAUAUAAACAUUUUUAUAUUCUCUGCUUACCCACUUGCUUUAGUGUAUAAUACAUUGGAGAAAACAGUGAAAUUUAUCAGAAUAUUCAAUUACACUCUGACAGGUCUUAUAAUAAUCUUAGUUAUAUUGGGAUUUCUGUUUAAUGAUAAUAUAAUUUCGAUUACGUUAAAUGGGUAUUAAUAAUUUGAUAUUUUUAGUAUGUGUGCAAUUUCAGCUACUCACUAAUCUUUUUGGGAUUAUAUUAUAGCCUCAUUUUAUUUGUUUGUUUUCCUUUUAUUCGCAACAAUGUCAAUUAUUUACGUUUUUACAUUCAAAAGGUUAGUUCCUAAAAUGUCAUCAAUUAAAGAAUUAAGAGGCAAAUAUUUGAGAUAUUAUUAAAAAUUCAUUAUAUUUAGCCUUGUGAUGAAAUUUUUUCUUGGAAUUUUCAGUGCAAUUAAUUUACUUAAUUGCUAUAUCUUUUUGAAAGCCUAUCUUUUACCUUCAGAAACUUGCGACAACAUUACACAAGCUCUUUGUAUUUUAGGAUAAGUUAUCAUUAUCACAAAAGAUCCUCUACUAAUACCUAAAUUGCAUCAUUAAGAAACUUCUGAAAGUUUGUAAGAUUUAGAUUCACCCAACGACACAAAACCUGAAAUUGCUAUGUAAUGUAAGAAUAUGGUUUUGAUUUUUUAGAAUUUAACCUUUUAGAACAGUUGUAAAAAGAAAUGAAAAAAACUCAAGUAAUUUCUAUGUUAGCAGGGAUAUAAAUUUUAAUAAAAUAGAAUUAAGAAAAAACUAUAUUAUAUAAAGAUCUAGAAAUAAUUGAUGAUUAGGAUGAUGGUGAAGGACCAUGCAUUGGGGAUUUAAGUGAAUUGAUUGAGGUCUCCAUAAAACCAUUUACUCCUCAGGAAAUUGAAGAAUGUUGGGUAGUCAAUUUGGAUAAUGAUCUAAUAAAAUCCUCAUUUCAUGAUAACCAAAAUAUUUAGGUUUUUUAAACGAGAUGUAUUUUAUACGCUCCAAAGAUUUUUAAUUAUUUUGUGACAUUAGAUAAUGUUGAUUUAGAGGAUUCUUUUGAUGUUCAUAAGAACUUAUCGAAUAUUGAACAAUUCACAGGUCCAGAUGGUGGAAAAAGUGGGGAAUUUUUUUUUUUCUCUCAUAAUAAUUAAUUGAUUAUUAAAACAAUGAGAUAAGCUGAGGUAAAUACUUACAAAAAACGCUUAUUAAACUUUGCUACUUACUAGGCCAAUAAUCCAGAAUCGUUAUUAAAUAAGAUAUAUGGCAUGUAUACGUUUGAAAGAGUUGAAAAAUCUAAUGCAAAGAUACACUUUUUAAUAAUGAAGAAUCUAUCUUUAGGCAUCCCAAAGAAUUAUAUAUUAAGAAUCUAUGAUUUAAAAGGGUCUGAAUAUGAUCGUGAAGUUCUUGCUAAAAGAUCUGAAACUGAUUUAUCUAAAUUGACUCUAAAGGAUUUAGAUUUUUUCAAAAUAGAAUAAUAAAUUUGGGUAGAAUAAUCAAUUAUGUAAAGUAAUAUAAUUAAAUCAAUCUAGAAUUAAAUUAGAAUUUGAUUAAGGACUCUGAAUUCUUAGAAAAAUAACAACUCAUUGAUUAUUCGUUAUUGGUUAUGAAAAUAGAUUGGAAAGAUCAAUAAAAAUUAUUGUAUAAACAUUUGGGCAACUAAUAUAUCAAUGUUAAUCCUUCAAUUAAGGAAUAAAAUGUAAAUUGAUAUAUUAUUUAUUAGAUUUAUUAUCAUAUUGGUAUUAUUGACUAUUUACAAUAAUGGAAUGUGAAUAAAGCUCUUGAAAGAAAAACAAAAAAGAUUAUUAAAAUGAAUUUAUAACUAGAUACUUCUGCAUAAGAACCAAAUAGAUAUGGAAAAAGAUUUAAAGAGAAAUUGGUAAGUAGAAUCCUGCCCUUAUGA